AUGCAAGAAUACGUUCAAGCUUUCAAUGUCUUAAUGAAAUCCCCAGUCACUGAUGAUAUUAUCAGAUAUGUCACCAACUGUACUUUGAAAGUUUUACCUCAUAACAAUGGUUCUCAAUUACCAUCCCCACCAUCAUCUCCAGUCGAUGGUAAGGCUCCAUCUAUACCAAAAUUACCUUCAUUGAUGACCUUCAUCACUAGAAUCGUUAGAUAUACAAACGUUCAAGUCUCUACUUUAUUGAUGACUGUUUGCUAUUUGAAUAAAUUGAAGAAAUUGUUACCUGCAGAUGCUGUAGGUAUCCCUUCCACCAUUCAUAGAUUAUUUUUGGCUUGUUUAAUCUUAAGUGCUAAAUUCCAUAAUGAUUCAUCACCUUUAAACGUCCAUUGGGCUAAUUACACAAAUGGUUUAUUUUCUGUGAAAGAUGUCAAUUUGAUGGAAAGACAAUUAUUAUCUUUAUUAGAUUGGAACUUACAAUUAACUGAACACGAAAUCAUCUUAGAUUUACAAAGUUUAUUGGAACCAAUUGUUCGUGAUAUUGUCGUUUCUAAACAUUUACGUGCUCAUUCCCAUACUCGUUCCAAUUCUCGUAAUUUCACUCACUCUCGCAACAAUUCAACUUCUUCCUCCUAUUUAUUGUCACUUUCUUCUUCUCCAUUAACACGCACAAAUUCUCCAUAUGCUCAACAAUUAUCUCGUUCUAAUUCUCAAUAUGGUCAAUAUCCUCCAUCCUUAUCCCGUUCAGCUUCUCAAUACUCUCAACAUCAACCAGAAGUACAAUUGCAACAACCACAACAACAACAUUUACAGAACCAAUAUCAAUUUAAUAAGAAUAUUUAUUCAUACUCUACUUCCAACAGUGCCGAGUACGAUUCUUUCAAGUCUCAAGCUAUGCAUAAGAGAGAUUUAUCGAUUUCUUCUAAUCUAAGUACAUCUACUUUGGUUGAUCAAUAUUCCCCAUACGAAAACUUACCAAUGUUUGGAGGUAAAAUUUCUCCUUUAUCUACUAAUAAAAAUACUUCUCCAUUAUUAAUUGGCGGUUUGGAUAACUGGGAUUUUGAUCAAGUUAUGAGAUCUCAUGGGUUUUAA
Molecule: messenger RNA, 1086 nt
Organism: Henningerozyma blattae CBS 6284
Lineage: Eukaryota; Fungi; Ascomycota; Saccharomycetes; Saccharomycetales; Saccharomycetaceae
Product: cyclin family protein
Exons: 1
Coding region: 1-1086 (361 amino acids)
Biological process (GO): regulation of cyclin-dependent protein serine/threonine kinase activity
Cellular component (GO): nucleus; cyclin-dependent protein kinase holoenzyme complex
Molecular function (GO): cyclin-dependent protein serine/threonine kinase regulator activity; protein kinase binding
Source: RefSeq, a predicted model, not a curated record